AUGUCCAGUAACGUAUUUUCGGUUAACGAAACAGCCAGAACGUUCACUCGAAACAACGAUAAUGUCGUCAGCGCACUUGAGCAAAUCCCAGUAAAUGUUACCAUUGCACUUAUAACAGCUAUGAGCGACGCAACCGUCGCUAACGCAUCAGUGGUACAGGAUCAGCUCAUAUGGGUUUAUCAUAGUCAGAGAUUAUGGAUUAUUUACGGUACUUCCCUGGCUUUAACGGCUGCAUGUUGCGCCAUCAGAUCGCCUUCUAUAUUGCAAGAUAGACAGGAUAGCGACUUGGCUUUCUGGGAUAUUGUCCGGGAGACAAGGAACUUGGAUGCAGUAGUAGAGGAAGAGAAAUCCGGGAAAACGAGAGGCGAUACCUUGCUACAGUAUGCUGUGCAAGGAAAGAAUCCGGAUACGGAUACUUCAGGUGUCUUCGUACUGACCAGGCCUCAUCACAAGGGGUCCAGCUAGAUACCAGGAUACGACAGGCUAUUUUAUGUAGGACGUGC
Messenger RNA from Guyanagaster necrorhizus, 503 nucleotides. RefSeq lists its product as uncharacterized. The record is from RefSeq and is a predicted model, not a curated record. The transcript has a single exon. Lineage: Eukaryota; Fungi; Basidiomycota; Agaricomycetes; Agaricales; Physalacriaceae. The coding region runs from base 1 to 465 and encodes 154 amino acids.